This is a messenger RNA of Rotaria sp. Silwood1, 360 nucleotides long. Lineage: Eukaryota; Metazoa; Rotifera; Eurotatoria; Philodinida; Philodinidae. The record is from the annotation of a GenBank genome assembly.
AUGCGUCACCCAUGUAUCGGUUUUCCAUCAUGUUUAAAAACAUUUGAAAAUAGUUAUGUUCUGCGUGGUCAUCAACUAUCCUGUGAACAUGCACAAAAGGAAAUACAUAAUAGAAAUAAUUGUCAAGAACAUGCUCGAUCAAUUCAAUAUGAUUAUGAUAUAAAUGGAAUCAAAGGCAAUAAAAUUUAUCCAACAUUCACUGGCUUAGAUCACACACCACGACUAUAUUUUCGUGAUCGAUUUCAAUUUGGACGAGCUAAUAUACAACAAUAUCGACCUCUUCGUAAACCAACUGAUCCAUCAGUAGUAACACCUCAAACAAAAUCAACAGCGAUGGAUUUCAGUGGCUAUUUUACAUAA